GUUUUGCAGCUUCAGCUUCAGUUUAUUGUCAUUUAUCUGACCAGGCGUUGCCAUGGAGGAGGUGACCCGCCUGAUGUCCACAGGCGACUCUGUGAAGCUCUGGGAUGCGGUUUCCAUGGCACCUCUGGAGCAGUUUAACCCACACAGCAUCAGCCACCCCGUCGCUCAGGCCUGCUGGAGCUCCAACAACCAGUUCAUGGUCAGUGCCAGCAGCAGUGGAGACAAACUGGUGGUUUCCAGCCUCAAGUCGUCUCCUGUUCCAGUGGUGGAGCUGGCUGAGGGGAAAAAACAGACUCGUGUGUGUUUGAGUUCGUCAUCUCAGUUUCUGGUCAGUGGAGGUCUGGAUCACUGCGUUCACAUCUGGAACCUGAAGACCACGAGACUGCACCGCUCGCUGAAGGACCACAAAGAAGAGGUGACCUGCGUUUCCUUUAAUGCCAAUGACAGCUACAUCGCCUCCGGCUCCACCAGCGGAGAUCUGGUCCUCCACAGUCUGACCACCAACCUGUCCAGCAAAGCCUUCGGCCACGGCAGCGACCAGCCCAUCCAUGACCUGAGGCUGUCCACGCUGAAGCGCUCCCUGCUGGGCAGCGUUUCUGACAGCGGCACCGUGGUCCUGUGGGACUCCAACACCCAGAAGGAGCUGCAGGUGUUUGACAGCGCCCACAAGGCCCCGGGCUCCGGCCUGGCCUUCUCCCCCAUCAGCGAACUGCUGGUGGUCAGCGUCGGUCUGGACAAGAAGAUCGUCUUCUACGACACCGCCAGCAAGAUUGUCGUGAGGUCGAUCCGGGUGGAUAAUCCGCUGACCUCGGUGGACUUUACUCCGGACGGUACUGGUCUGGUGGUCGGAUCCACUCGGGGAAAGAUCUACCAGUAUGACCUGAGGAACUGUAAUGCGUCCACCAGGAUCACUGUGGCACAUAAAACCUCCGUGACCUGCCUGCGCUUCCAGAGCGCCGCCAGCAGACACAAGAGCUCCACCAAGAUUUCCAGCACCAAGAGACCUUCUACCAAACUGUCCAGCAGCCAGCAAGACCCCGCCCCCUCCCCCGGCACAGGCCCCGCCCCCCACAGACAGAUGACAGCAGGAGGCGCCGGAGCAGAGCUGAUGAGCAGAGAGGCUGAAGGCCAGCAGGGAGCGGAGCAGCCGCCCGUCGGACAAAACAGCGUGGACGUCUUCUCUCCUGCAGUUACCAGUUCGAAGCUGCUGUCCAGAGAAGGGGAGGGUCAGCAGUUCAUCGGCCGCGGCAGCCUGGACAUUUUCUCCCCAGUCAGAGAAGUUACCAGUCUGGAGCUGCUGUCCAGAGAAGGGGAGGGUCAGCAGUUCGUCGGCCGCAGCAGCCUGGACAUUUUCUCCCCAGUCAGAGAAGACUCUAGGACCCAGGGGACGCCUGGAGACACACCUUUCGGAAGAACACAAGUAACCAGUCUGGAGCUGCAGGCCAGAGACGGGGAGGGUCAGAAGUUCGUCGGCCGCAGCAGCCUGGACAUUUUCUCCCCAGUCAGAGAAGACGCUGACUCGGGUGCUAACUCGCACCGUAAGACGCCCCUGCUGGCCUCGGCAGGGCGCUGCUACAGCCCGCUGUCCAUCUUCCAGACGCCCCCGCCAAUCAAAGAAGAGGAGCCGAUCGCCGCUGCUGCGGCUGCUGCGGCUGAACCAUGUGACUCUAGAAAGUCCGACAAGGCCAGCUGCUCCAGCCUGGAGGGUCAGGAUCAGACCACGCCCACCCCGCCCCAGCAGACCAAUCACAGCCAGCCGGCCCCGCCCUUCUUCACUCCGGAGCCCAGCCUCAGGAGAGCCAAUGGUAUUCAAGCUCAGCUGAGCUACGACUCACCUGUCCAAGGAGCUCCGCCCACCACCACCACCACAGACGCCUCCUCUUCCUCCUCCUCCUCCUCCUCUCUCCCUCAGCACAUGGCAGAGGUGGCGGGACAGUCAGCGGCUGCUCCUCUCACCUCCCUGCAGGUCCACUUCAUCCAGAACAUGAUCCAUGACGCCGUGGAGGACUGCAGAGACGCCUGUCACCGAGACAUCAUCAACCUCCAGGUGGAGAUGAUCCGACAGUUUUACAUCCAGCUGAACGAGAUCCACAGUCUGGUGGAGAAAUUCUCUGUGAACGAGUCUCUGGUGGAGGAGAUCGAGAGGCUGCGAGAGGAGAACCGCCAGCUGAGGACCAACUACUGACCACAGCAUGUGUGUGUGUCUGUGAUGCCCCGAGUGCAGCCUGCCAGGCGCGCAGCAGGGCUGUGAUUGAGUCUGAACACCAACAGUGCCUGUCCGACCAGUGAGGUCCAUGUGUGCGUUCUGUAGCUGGAGACUGGAUUUAUCAUUAAUAAUCAGUCUAUAAAGAGUUAAUAACCGGAUUAUAACACACUGUGAUGUCGCUGUCAGCUGAUAUAAAUGUUCAUUAAUGUAGAAACAGAUCAUGAAUGACAAA
Messenger RNA from Thunnus maccoyii (southern bluefin tuna), 2438 nucleotides. RefSeq names its product NEDD1 gamma-tubulin ring complex targeting factor (gene nedd1). The record is from RefSeq and is a predicted model, not a curated record. The coding region runs from base 53 to 2185 and encodes 710 amino acids. Gene Ontology annotation, molecular function: gamma-tubulin binding. Lineage: Eukaryota; Metazoa; Chordata; Actinopteri; Scombriformes; Scombridae. Gene Ontology annotation, biological process: mitotic cell cycle; microtubule nucleation. Gene Ontology annotation, cellular component: spindle pole; pericentriolar material; ciliary basal body. The transcript is spliced from 18 exons.